CGAACAUCUGCCCUCUCUGCUGCUCAUCUAUAGAGACUCUGUGGCGUUCUCGCACGCACCAAACGCAAGGCUAGAGCGCGGACAGACAUGGAUCCCCGUUACGUCGCUCUGCUGGUCGCUGGACUUCACGUCCUCACUUGUAAAACAUGGGCCUUGGUGGAGGUGAGCAUGGAGGACAGGGUGGAGGUUUUUUUAUACAACCAGGCCAGCAUCCCCUGUAUAUACAAUAUGAAUGAGAAGGCCAUGAUAAUAACGUGGUCUAAGAAAUUACCAGGCAGAGAGCGAAGCAAAGUACUUUUCCACAUUGAAGGUGAACGUGGGGAGAUAGAUGACAGUGGCUACACGGGGCGGAUCAGCUACACUCAUUCUUAUAACUCCAGUGAGUCCCUGGGAAGCAUCAUUCUGACUAUCGAUAAAGUACAACUGAGCGAUGAGUCUGAGAUCAUCUGCAUGGUGAAAGAUAACACCUUGGCAGACCAGGGUGAAGGACACACUCAGCUACAAGUCUUUAAUGCGCCAUCUAUUCCUGCGAUUGUUGGUACACACAAUGGAAUUUCUGUAGAUGAAAAUAAGCCAUCAACGGUUGCGGACUGCAAAGUGGACAAUGUGUACCCCAGACCCAACAUCACCUGGUACAGGGGCACAUUCCCUCUCCAGUCCUCAAAUGAUGUUAAGAUCAUGGAUAGGGUGACGAAGAAUCCUAGCGGCUUGUUCACAGUCUACAGUGAGCUUCAUCUAAAAGUUGUAAGGGAAGAUGAGCACGCCAAGUUCUACUGUGAGGUCAAUUACUUUACCCCUGGUGAAAAACGAAUGAUGGAGUCCGAUCGUAUCAACAUUACCGUUUUUUACCCCACAACAGAGGUUACAAUGUGGGCAAAUCCGUCCGAAAAGCUUUUAAAAGAAGGUGACGCUGUGGAGAUCGGAUGUAAGGGAAAUGGAAACCCACAGCCCAUUUUUACUUUCAUUCAUGACAAGAACGAACUUUCAUCAGAAAAUGAGUUGCUGGUUUUUAAAGAAGUCAAGCGUUCAGACAGCGGAACAUAUGUGUGUCAAAUAUUAAACUUGGACACAUACACGGAGGUCGAGGACUCCAUCGAUAUCAUGAUACACUAUUUGGAUGAAAUUGUGGUGACACCAGAGAAGCGGGUCCUGGACCAGGGGGAAGAUCUGACAUUAACCUGUAAUGCUUUGGCUUCUCUGUCCACACACACAGAAUGGUAUAAGGAUGGAGUACGUGUGUCAGAGGGACAUGUUUUAAAGUUACACAAUGCCUCCCAAAACACAGAGGGGAUGUAUCUAUGUAAAAUCACAGUCGUUUCCCUGCCUGAGCUACAGAAACAGACGUCUUUGCAUAUCAAUGUGCGAGCAAAUCCAAAGAUCACAGAGGAGAUAGUUGUCAGUCCAAUGAAUAAGGCUGAUCACUCUGUUAACUUGACCUGCGUUGCACAAGGCUAUCCCAUUCCCAACAUCACCUGGCACCUCAAUGACCGACAGACUGGCGAGCCUCUCACUGAAUCGAGUGUGGAGUACCAUGAGAAGGGUGUUGGUGUUCUCAGUAUCAUCUCUGUCAAAGCCAACUCUGAAUUCACAGCCAACUGCACCGCCUUCAAUGAGUUGGGGAUAACCAGCGCCUCUCGUGAUGUUACAACCUUUGCACGAGGACCUACGACUACGACAGCCCCCCACACGAAAGCAACAGGAAUUACUGUUCCACCCAAACAACAUCAACAAGGUGGUAGUGGAGUCAUUAUAGCGGUUGUCAUCAUCUGCCUCCUCCUGCUCGCCAUCCUGGGCAGUUUCCUCUACUUCCUGUACAAGAAAGGCAGGCUGUCCUGUGGGCGAUCGGGAAAACAGGAUUUCACAAAGGAAAAUGCUAAUAAAGAUGAAAUUGGGAUGAAGAGUAGCAAAUCUGAGGAGGCCGUGCUUUUACAGGGAGUCAACGGGGACAAAAAAUCACCCACUGAAUAGCACCAAAACCACACCGGCGAGGACAAGAAAGGAAACAAAAGAAGUUUGUGUCCUACAACACUCUCAGGGUGAAGUCCUCACAACAGAGUCCUCAAAGACCUCACCACACAACAUACUGUGUCCACUUUCAUCCCUCUAUCUUGUUGCAGGGCCCAAAUUCUGCCCAUAUUUUGUAUUUGACUUGCUAAAAUCAGAUUUCACAUAACAUUAUCUGCAAACACCAAGAGGUCUGUAUAUAUGAAAUACUGUAUAUAUUUAGCUAUUUAAAAUGCCUGAGACAGCAUUUGAAAGAUUACGCUUGAACAUCGUUUUGAUAACAGCACACUUUUGGAAAAUUGUUGUGGGGUGUUUGACAAGUGCCGGAAUGAUUCAUUUGAUAUUUGCUGUCAAUGUGCCUGUUUUGAACCUGCUCUCACCUCUAUCAUGUUAUAGUCCAUGCACUGAACCACCUUUACCACUGUAAACAUUUUAACUGUUCUGAACAACAGCAUCACAACCGCCCAAUGAUCAAUCCUGCCUGAGGGCAAUUUCUAUAGACCUCUUUGGAAAAAAAUAAGCAACGCAAGGGUCUAUAAAUAAUAAAAUUAGCGAGGAAAAACCUCAGACCAAAGUUUUUACAAAUAUUUAUAAUCUUGGGCUCAUGUAACCUCUCACUUGCUUUUAUUUGUGUAUUUUUAUUAGCUAUAUCAAAUUAAGUUUCUGUAAAGGGUCUCUGUAUAAAAGCAGAGUUAUGUUUGGACUAAUGUUCAAGUCGAGAAAAAUGAAAGUGUACUGUACAGCAGCCAGGACUGGUGCUUGAGUUCUUGCCUUUAUUUUUUUACUACGAUGACCUACUGUCCUCAACUUGCACUGAAUGUAAAAAAUGAAGAAUCACUUACAUGAUCGCUCUUCUCGUUUUUAAGUUCUGCAAGUGAAUAUUGUGCACUAAGGUGCAGGUGUUCCAUUAAAAAGCAAUUAGGUCUU
Molecule: messenger RNA, 2931 nt
Organism: Triplophysa rosa
Lineage: Eukaryota; Metazoa; Chordata; Actinopteri; Cypriniformes; Nemacheilidae
Gene: mcamb
Product: melanoma cell adhesion molecule b
Exons: 17
Coding region: 88-1968 (626 amino acids)
Biological process (GO): angiogenesis
Cellular component (GO): plasma membrane
Source: RefSeq, a predicted model, not a curated record